AUGGCGGCGGGAGCCGGGGAGGCGGCGCGGAGCCAGGCCUCCCUGCAGCGCCGGCUGCAGAGCUCGCAGGAGGCGCAGCAGCGGCAAGCGGUGCUGGUGCGGAAGCUGCAGGCGAAGGUACUGCAGUACCGGACUCGGUGUCGAGAGUUGGAGCAGCAACUGGAAGCAGGACGGGGAUCCCUUCCAGGCAGGUGGGAAGCCACAGAAGACCACAGCCUGGAGAAAGCACUGCUUCAGGUGGAAGAGGAGCAGCAAAGGUGUGAGAAUCUGGCAGAAGUGAACACUCUCCUGCGGGAGCACCUCGAUAAAGCAAAUGAGGUUAAUUCAGCCCUCAAAGAAGAUGUUGGAAAACUGACGGUGGAUUGGAUGAGGGCCCGGGAGGAGCUGGAGUUGAAGGAGGGCGAAUGGCGCAAUGAACGUGAGCUUUAUGACAGCUACUUGAGGGGUGAAUGUAACCGUCUACUCAGCCUAUGGCGUCAGGUGGUAACCUUCCGCCGUCAUUUCCUGGAAAUGAAGACUGCCACUGAGCGAGAUCUGUCCGAGCUGAAGGCAGAGCAAAUGAGGCUUUCUGGGUCGAUACUUGCAAACUGCUCCCAUCUAAACUCUGGCGUACAGCUCUGGGAGUCCGUCACUCUGGGUAGACCUGUCCUGAAGGAUCAGGCACAGCAGCAAGCGGGACAGGAGAUAAACGAGGAGGCUCAGGCAGUGAUGUGCUUACAGGUCAAGGGAGACCUGGAGAAGAAGGAGCUUCAGGACAGGGUGAUGGAGCUCUCAGCCUUGCUUGUACAGUCCCAGAAGCAGAACGAGGAGAAGGAGAAGACCAUUAAAACACUUAACGACACUGUGGAGAUUCUAGAAGCAAGUCGGCUAGAGAAAGAAUAUGAAGCUUCAUUGACUAGAAGUGCCAAGGAGGAGAAUCAUUCCCUCCAAAAGCUGAUCAAAGAUAUAACUGAGGUGGUGUUAGAUGACAGUGACAGCACAGUCAGCAUUGUCUGCCCUGAGAGUUCCCAGCGUGCAGAGCCUGGCAACAUCCUCUCUUGUGUGAGCUCCGUUGAUGCAGAGCAUGCCUUUGCAUUGGUUCAGGAAGCACUGGCAAGGAGGCGAGGAGCAACACAGGCCCUGAAAGAAGAGCUUUCUGCCAGGCAGGACUCUAUUGAUUUCCUGCGGCACCAGCACAGACAGCAGGAAGAGCAGUGCAGGAAGCUGCAGCAAAGGCUUGAGCAACUGGAGGAGGAACGCAAGACAUCCAGCAGCCACCGGCAGCACCUCCAGUCUCUGGUAGAAGCACUCAGAAGUGACUGUGCAAACCUGGAGAAAAGCAGGCAAGAGCUCCAGCAACAGCUUGAAGCAACGGAGCAGGAAGCCUCGCGUCUGCGUCAAAGUAACGCUGAACUGCAGCUGAAGGAAGAUUCAGCCCAGGGGGCAAAGGCAGAGCAGCAAGAGACGAUGGAGAGAGUGCGUCGUGACCAGGAGCUCCUCCUGAAGGACUUAGCUGCUCUUGAAGGCAAACAUUCCUCAUUACAGAGUGAGUUGGUAGUCACGAGAGAGACACUGGAGGAAUCGCACCUUCAGAGGGAUCUGCUGAAGCAAGAGAAACAGGAGCUUACCAUGGCACUGGAGAAGGCAGAGCAGUCAGUAGCAGAGUUGACAGGGGCUCAGCAUAAGCUGAGUGCUGAAAUAGCUGAGCUACGAGCUGCCACAGCGAACAUGAGCAGUAUCAAUGAAGCUCUUGCAUUGGAUAAAGUGCAACUGAACAAACUUGUGCUGCAGCUGGAGCAAGAGAAUGAAGUUCUGUCAGGCAAAGUGGUUGAGAUGGAGAGAGCAAGGCUCUCUGACCAGGAGAAGCUGAACUCGUGCGAAAGAACCAAUGAAGAGCUCUGCGCAGAGAAAGCCCACCUGGAGCGGCUGCUGAAGAAAGCAGAGGAGCAAGAGGAGGGGCUGCGGGUAGAGUUGACGCUACUGGCAGAGGAGAAGGAAGAAACCCAAGAGAAACUCAGUCAGGUUUACCGCCAGCAAGAGUCGGCUAGCAGUGAUCUGGAGCAGUUGCGCCAGGAGUCCUCUCGCCAAGGGCAAGCACUGGCCAAGGUGGCCAAAGAGAAGGAAAUGCUGGUGCACAAGAAGGCUGCCCUAGAGGUGCGACUGGCAGCCCUGGAGCGGGACAGACAAGGCCUUUCGGAGCAGCUGGCAGAGGCCAGGUCAGCAAAGGAGACCCUGGAAUCCAGCCUGUUUGAGGCUCAGCAGCACUUAUCCCAGCUGGAGAUCGCCAGGAGUCAGCUUGAAAUCCAACUUCAGGCAGCCGCGCAGGCCAAGGAGGUGAUACAAGGGGAAGUGAAGUGCCUUCAACGUGAGCUGGAAGCAGAGAGAUCUCUCAUGAAGCAGGAACGGGAAAACAUGGUGCAAGAACUUCUGCGGACCGAACAGCAGUGUAACGAUACCCUUAAACUCUGGGAAACUGAUCGUGAAGUGGAAAUAAAGAAGCUCCUGCAAGACCUGGCAAGCGAGCGGGAAGGGCACCAUUCAAAGCUGCAGGAGAUGCUGGAGCAAUGGGAAAAGGAGAAGGCAGAGACAGAAGGGGAGCACGAGAAGCAGCUGUUUGAUAUGAAGCAGAAAGUUGCUACCAUGCAAGCUCAACAAGAAGAGGAACGAACCAGAGUUGAAAAUGCCAAGCAAGAGGUCCUGCUCGAAAAGGAGAGUGAGAAGAAUGCUUUAUUAGAGACGCUACUCCAAAGUCAGGGAGAGCUAAGAGAAGCCUGCCAGCAGCUAGAGCAGCUCAGGCAGGAGAUGAAAGAGCAGCAAGAGAAUGGGCAGAACAUCACCGAGAAGCUGCAAGCAGAGCUGCAGGAAACUCGGAGUAAAAUCAAGGCAGUGGAGAAGAGGCACAAGGAAGAAAUGAAAACCAUCAAAGAGGAAAUGAAUAUCCUUCUUCAGCAGAGGGAUGCUCUGCAAAAACAGGUGGAAGAGUUGACCUCUCAGCUAGCAGCUUCCGAAGAGUCCCAGCAAGUGAUUGGCCGCAAAGCUCAGGAAGAUCUGAGUGAGGUACAGGCACUUUCAAGGCAGAAGGAUCUGGAGGUUGCGCACCUCCAGAAGAUCCUGGAGGAAAAGAGGAGUCAAUGGGAGGAGACAGAACAUCAGAACAAGGAGCUUCAAGUGUGUCUGCAGUCCUUGGAGGGGGAAAGGAGUCGAUGGGAAGAAGUGGAGCGUCAUAACACAGAAUUUCAGGCUUCUUUGAAGGUCCUAGAGGGGGAAAAAGCCAGGCUGACUCUGUCUCUGGAAGAGAAGGAACUGAGCCUCAGAACCCUGGAAGAAAACAACCUUGCCCAGCACAACAAGGUGUCUCAGCUUCUUUCUGCUAUUCACCAGGCCCAGCAGCUCCAUUCAGACCACAGAAGAGAAAUACAGGAGCUCAACAACCAGGUACAGUCACUGCAGGAAGUAGUGCUGGAGAAGGAGGCUGGCCUGGCAACUCGAGAGGAGCAGCUGCUACAGGAUCUGGAGCAGUCCCGCGCAGGAGAACGGUGCUUGAGGGACUCUUUGCGCAUGCUGGAAGCUGAGAUGUCUGAACUGCGUUUGAGGCUUUGUAGCACAGAGAACAGAGCAAAAGCAUUGGCCACAGAGUGUCAGCAGGCUAACAGUGCCCACAGUGAAGCCCGAUCCCAGCUGGACAAACUGCACUUGGUUCUCCACCGCAUGAUCUGUGACAGCAGAGACUUAGUCACUUGGAGUUCAGAACAGGGUCACGUCUGGGGCCUAACUGUUUCUGAGGCCAGGGACCUCCCUGCAGAGCUCACAGUGGACAGAGUGGCAGCAGCCCUAGAAGACCUGCGUCAGCAGCUGAAGCAGACUCAGCAGGACCUGAAUGACGCAAAGAAGAAGAUACAGGACUUGGAGAUGGAGCUGAGCGAGAGGCAAGCUGAGAGGGACCAUUUCAGUGCCCGCAAUCAUGAGCUGCAGAAACAGUUGGCUCAAAGCCAGGAAGAAACACAGAUGGCAGAACGCAACAAGAACUCUCUACAAGCUGCCUUGCAGGAAGAGGCUGCUGUUCUGAAGGAGGAGGCUGUGACUCUACAUCAAGAGGUGGCGUCUUUGGAAAGGAAACUCGAGAGCACUGAGAAGCAAAGAAAGGAUGUCCUGCAUGAACGGGACAGACUGCAAGCACUUAAAGAAAAACUGGUAUGGGAGGUAAAACUUCUUCAGGAAUCGGUCACAGCCUCUGAAACCCGAGCAAAUACAGCAACAGAUAGGAAUCACUCCCUUGAACAAGAACUCCAAACUACGCUGUCUAUCUUAAAAAUUAAAAGUGAGGGAGUGGAAACACAGUGGGAGAAAAUCCAGAUGCUACAGAAAGAGGCAGCAGAGGUAAAAGCUUUGCAGGAGAAUCUCACUCAUAUGACUGCCAUCCUGUCAGAGCGGGAGGGAGAAAUGAAGUUAUACCAGGAACAGAUGAGAAUGCUGGAAAAGCAGAACGAAAUGCAUAAAACUACUCUCCAUCAGGUUACUAAGGACAUAACAGAGGAAAAACAGAAGACAAAAUUGCAGCAAGAACACAUUCAGGAGCUGGAGAAGCAGCAAGAAAAACAAAGGGUUGCAGUAAACAAAAUGAAUAAAGACAUGGAAGAGAGAGACCGGGAGAUCAGAUCCCAGCAAGAAGAGAUACGGGAGCUGGAGAAGCAGCGCGAAAUGCAGAGGACUGCGGUGAGCAAGAUGAGCAAAGAGCUGGAGGAGAGGGACCAGGAGAUCAAAUUCCUGGAGGGGAAAAUAAUGAUUCUGGAGCAACACGGUACGUCACAAGUGAGAAAUCUGCUUGUGGACCUUGAUGAUAUGAAAGGAAACUUGAAAGAGAAAACCGUAGAGCUUAUGUCUCUGACUGAGCAGAUCCAGCAACUGGAAAAGGAGAGAGAACAGGUGACAUCUCUGCACGCAAGCCUUGAACACCUGAGGGCAGUUCUCAAGGACAGAGAGAGUGAGUGUGACUCUCAAAGGGAUCAGUUAAGACUCUUCCAGCAGUCCAAGGAACAGCAAGAGGGUCUCCUGCAAGAGCUUCAUGGUAAAGUAGAAAAGAUGACACUUUCUUUAUCUAAAAAAGAUCAAGAGCUUGAGUCACAACAAAAGCAAAUCCAGGAAGCUGCAGAAGUCAUGGAAAUGCAGUUAAGGACUGUCCGUGACCAACUGGAGCAGACCUUAGAAACCUUAAAAGAAAAGGACAGACUCAUAGACAUCCAAAAGCAACAAAUACGGAACUAUGAGGAAAAAACAGAAGAACGGAUGAACGUCUUACAUAGAGACCUAGAGUGCACUAAGGCAAUACUGAAAGAAAAGGAUUUCAUGCUUGAAUCUCAGAAGGAAGUGAUUGAGAGCUUCCAAAAACAAGAACAAGACUCUGAACAGCAGAAGGAAAUUCUGCAGCAUCUUCAAGCGGCACUAAAGGAACAAGAGCAAGAAAUUUUAUCCCUUAGAAAGCAAUGUGAGGCAUGCAAGGAAAAGGAGGAAAAGCAUGAAGCUGAGCAAACACAUCUUCAAGCAACAAAACGGACUCUGAAAGAAAGGGAAGAAAAGAUUGAGGUUCUGGAGGAGGCUCUCUCUAAGCUUCAGCAGCAAAAGGAGGAGGCAGCGAUGCAGACUAAAGCCAUACUGCAAAAACUACAGUAUGCUGAGUCUUCUCUAGAAGCUAGAGAUCAUGAGAUAGGGUCUUUGCAAGAGCAUGUCCAGAGCCCUCAAGAGCAGAAGGAGUUAGAAGGCAAGCAGGCCAAGAGUCUACAGCAGGAUCUAGACAAAAUGAGCCAAAUAGUGAAGCAGAACCGUUUGGAGUUCCUCAGGCAGACAGAGCAAAUGAACAUGUUCCAGCUUCGUGAAGAAAGCAUGAAAGUAGCACUAACAUCAUGCCAGAAAAAAGUCAAUCUGCUUGAGGAAGUGGUGAGGAAGAGAGAUGAAGACAACAAAACUCUUAUGCAAAAACUCCAGCACCAAGAAGAAGAACUGAAGACCUUGCAGAACCUGCAGCUUCGGCUAACCGAGAGGAAUGAAGAGGUUAGUCAUCACAGAGAGCGAGAGAAGCUGCUGGAAAAAGCCUUGCCUGAGAGGGAACAGGAGACCAAGGCUCAAGGUGAGCAAAGAGAGUUAGAAGAGGAAAUAAGAGGUCUUCGGGAAGAUCUUCAGCACGUUCGGCAGACUCUGACAAAGAAGGAUGAAGAGAUCAAGCACCAGAGAGACCGAGUCAGGUAUUUAGAGAAGACUCUGACAGGGAGAGAAGAAGAGCUCAGGAGGCAGAGUGAACUCCUGAAACAAUUAACAUCAGCUUUGCGAUGGAAAGAUGAAGGGGAGACCCUAAAGAAACAAAUCCAGAAACUCCAAAAAUGGGAGGAAGAGGAAGCAGAGAAGAGGAAAGUUCUCCAGGAGAGAGACUGUCUCUUGCAAAGGGAGAGGGAGCUAACCCAACAACUGGAAUAUGAGCGGAAAGCAAAGGGGGAAGAAUUGGAGCAUGUGAUUGCUAUUUUGAAGCAGACUGAAAGCGGAGAAAUUGAAUGGAAAGAGAAGGCACAAGCACUGACUCUUGCACUUACCAAGAGUGAAACGGCCAAUGGGACUUUGAGAGAAGAAAUAGCCAUCCUGCAGAGUAUGGUUUCAGAGAGGGACAAGGACCGGUUUCACCUUCAGCAAGCUAUUGCAGAAGGGGAGCAGCGAUCAUGGCUCUCAGAGAAGAGACUCCUGUCGCAGCGGCUGGAAUGUCUGCAGCGAGCAAUUGCAAGUCUGGAAAAUGAGAAGAUGGAGCUGAAGCAAUUCAAUGCUGAGCUCAGGAGGACUCUGGAGCAGGUGGAACGCGAACGGAGGAGACUGAAGAGAAAUUAUGGUGGUCGGUCGGUGCCAGACGCACGUGGAUUUUCUUUCUCCGAGUCUGACCAGCCCAAGAUGCCUGCUUCUAGACAGGAGGAGUCUUGUGCUCGCUGCAGUCGAUUAGCUGAGUUACAGAACCAGGUGUCCCUUCUGCAGACGCAGCUGGCACAAGAACGGAAAUACAAGCAGGACUAUAUUGAGUGCUGUGCAAAGACGAGCCAGGAGCUGUCAGACCUUCACCAAGAGCUGUCUUACUCCUUAGCGGCUGUGGUCAGGGAGCCCAAAGCCGCUGUUCUGGAGGCAGAGACUCGGAAACUGUUCAACAGCCAGAUCUGCCAGAAGCGAUGACCUGUAUUGACAGGAGCAGUGUACAGCAAAAGGCCUUAGGAGGAGCCAAGAUGGGGACCUGCUGUAGCAGGUGAACUGUGGCAGGGGGCUUGGUUCAAGGCAAGAUAAAAGUUCAGGGCACAGUGUUCACUGCAGGUUCCCCAGCAGAAGCAGUGGUGGGACAAAACUGGUGCUGGCAUGUGUGGAUGUGGUCAGUCAUGGGCCUGGACAAGCAGGAUGAACCUGAGGAGCACAUAAAAUUUCUUCCUUUUCCAAAGCAGUCUCGUCAGCCUCCACACAGCCCUCCACAUUCGGUUGUUACUGUUAGUUUCUGUGCUGUACACAAAGGCUUUUUUUCUGGUUGUAUUUU
Molecule: messenger RNA, 7525 nt
Organism: Gavia stellata (red-throated loon)
Lineage: Eukaryota; Metazoa; Chordata; Aves; Gaviiformes; Gaviidae
Gene: CEP250
Product: centrosomal protein 250
Exons: 32
Coding region: 1-7176 (2391 amino acids)
Biological process (GO): cilium assembly
Source: RefSeq, a predicted model, not a curated record